Molecule: messenger RNA, 2114 nt
Organism: Colossoma macropomum (tambaqui)
Lineage: Eukaryota; Metazoa; Chordata; Actinopteri; Characiformes; Serrasalmidae
Product: clathrin heavy chain linker domain-containing protein 1-like
Exons: 11
Coding region: 48-1820 (590 amino acids)
Source: RefSeq, a predicted model, not a curated record
CUUUCAGCUCUCCCAAUUACAAGAAACAAACGAUCGAAACUAAAACGAUGGAUUUUAAUGAUAAAGAUGUGCCCCUUUUUAGAACUGCCAGUGACAUUAAUUUCUUGCAAUCACUGCAUGAGUUCAUAUCGAGUGAGAAGGAGCGCCUGUGUUGCCCGGCUGAGGCGCCUGAUGAGCAUCAAUAUGCUGUUUACAGUGCUGCUUUUGACAAGGUAAUUGACUAUGCUACAGCGUACAAACCGAUUCUUACAGCCAUCAAGAAAGAAUAUGACGAGUUCAUUGCUGCUGUGAAAACAAAUGACCACAAGGCCAAGCUUGCUCAUGGAAAACUGAAGGCCAUACUAGCACAACCCACUUCCCUGAUGUACUGUCAGAAGAGAGCUGCCCAACUACUAGAGAGGAUUGCUGUCAUUCAGAGAGACACUGCUGAGGUCCAAGCUAAGACAAAAAGGCUUCAGGAGUGCAUAAAAAAUCACAGAGAUUCACAACAACUGGAGGCCUUAGAUGACCAGGUACAGAUUCCUGUGGGACAGAUACCAGGCCUUAAAUUUGAAGAGUCUUUGAAUCCAGAAGCCCUGGAUGAGCAUCUGAAGUUUUUGAAGCAGAAGAGAGCUGAUCUUCUGAGUAAGAAAAAGAGCCAGUAUGUGCCUGUGCAGGUGAAACAUGAGCUGGAAAUCAAGAUGAAGACCACCCUGAACCAAAGAGAUGAACUUGGCUUAGAGAAUAACACACUGCAGCUUUGUUGUAAACAGUUGACUUUUCUGAAUGAGGCUAUCAGCUCUUGGGAAAAAUCAGCAAGCCGCCUUCCUCUGCUCGAGUUCCUCGGCUCUGAAUUGGAGCGCGUCUCAGAAAUGAAAGUCUGUGAAGCCGACAGCUAUGGCAUCAACAAAGACGUGUUUGAAGAGGACGAUCCUUGCAAAGUCCACGAGUCAGAGCUGUUGAUGGAUUACAUUGAAAGGUUCUCAAAUCUUUUUGAAGCAGGUGAAUAUGAGGCUGCUGCGUAUCAUGCUGCCAAGUCCCCUCGUGGAGUCCUGAGGAACAUGGAGACUAUGGAGCGGUUCAAAUCUGUUACCAUGUAUGAGGGAGAGCUUCCUCCUGUGCUGCUCUUCUUCCAGGCCCUGAUGAUCUCAGUCCAGCCUGGGAAACACCUGCCAGGACAAGUAUUGUCUUUGGAGGGUGUCCGGUGUGCCCUGCAGCAUGGCUACAUCCAGCUGGUUACUUUCUGGGUCACCCAGCACAGGUUGACGUACAGUGAAGAAUUAGGGGAUGUGAUCUGUAGCCAUGGAGAUGAGGACCCACGCAUUGCAGACACUUGUUUGGCCCUGGCCCACAUUGUUUACACGGCCUGCGGCGUGCUGAGGAAGGCAGCACUCAGCAUGUGCAGACGAGGGCUGACCAGCGGUGCCUUAGAAUUAAUUUACAAGAACAGAGACUUCACAGUAGAAGACUGCAUGUUUGUGCUGAGAGGGUGCCCCCGUUUAGAUCUGAUGCAGGAUUUCACUCAGCUGUAUGAGGGCAAGCCAGCACUGCUGUCUGUUGGCUUCGUCUGCCACUCCCUCCUCAAAUCUGACCUAGAGGGCCUGGCCUUCCAGCUACUACAGGAGAUUUAUGCCGGUGGGCAAGGUGCCCUGGAGAAGACCAUCCUAGAUGACGUCAUGUGCAGUACGGAGAGCUGGAGUGAGAUUGCAACUCGCUGUGAGCAGAGGGGGCGGCAUCAGCUGGCACAGGAGAUUAUUUCCACCCUUCUGUCCCAGCCUGGAGCCGUGUGCCUCUCCCAAGAGCAAGACAGUGCCAAGCUGAUGGAGCAUGUGUUCAUGUAGGGAGUCAGCCACAAGGUGGAGCUCAAGAUACAGACCCAGUUUAAAAUAUAAAAACAGAACGUGUCUGUUUAGUCAUUAUUUCGCAGAGGCUAGUUAUAGUAAUAAUUUGGACAAAAAUAUAAUUUACACUCUUUUCCCCUUAUUCUAGAUGUAAAAAAAUAGGCAAAGGUGCAGAUAAACAGGCUUCAAGAUGGUUUCCACUACUGGUUUUAUAACAGACUUCUGUCCAUUUUUUUACUGUAUGUCAUAUAAUGUCAGAAACCACAUAAGCAAGUCUUUUUGAGACUGUUUAAC